Molecule: messenger RNA, 2165 nt
Organism: Macadamia integrifolia
Lineage: Eukaryota; Viridiplantae; Streptophyta; Magnoliopsida; Proteales; Proteaceae
Product: zinc finger protein WIP2-like
Exons: 2
Coding region: 802-1797 (331 amino acids)
Biological process (GO): regulation of gene expression; anatomical structure development
Cellular component (GO): nucleus
Molecular function (GO): DNA-binding transcription factor activity
Source: RefSeq, a predicted model, not a curated record
GAGGGGUUUUGAGACAGUGUAUCAGCUCGUACUAAGCCAAGCCGACCAAAGCACGGCCACCGAAGCAAAUGCCGGGAUGGUGUAAACCUACUUCUCAACUUGCACAUCCCGAGCAACCAAGAACAAAAAGUUGGAAGUAAAAGUUAAGAACUCCUCUUAUUUGCAUGUUUGCACAGCUAAUGUUUCUCUCUCUCUUUCUCUGUGGUAUGGGUAAUUGGGUAUUGGGUUGGGGGACAACCUCCAACCCUAAUCUCUGAUCCAGUCUUUGGGUUUUUUUAGCCUCUUUUUUCUAAUUUUUACUGUAUAUUUAUCAUCUCCUCUUUUUCCUUCAUUUCUCUUCUUGGGUGGGUGUGGGUGAAUUAUUUUUUCCUUUUCCACAAUCCCCAACAUGGAGCUUUGUUCUUACAAGUCCCAAGAUUAUCUCAUUCUCCCACCAUACCCCCAUCCCCCUUUGCUUCUCCCCAAUCCCCAUCUCUCUCUUUCUCUCUGUUACUCUCUCUUUUGUUUUCUCUCCCUUUUCAUCUUCAAAUGGUUUUUUACUUCAAAUAUUUUUUUGUUGUUCUCUUUUACUCCCCAACCCUUCAAUUCAGUGAUUUUUGUUUACUCUCCACCUUUUUUGCACUUUUUGAGUUAUCUUUAAUUUCCUCUCUCUCUCUCUCUCUCUCUCUCUCUCUCUCUCUCGGGCUUUCUGGUUUUUCUACAAUAUACUGUACUUCAUCCUCCACCCCUCUCUCUCUCUCUCUCUCUCGUCUAUAAUAACCUGUCCGUCGAACGAAACUUUCUCCCUUCUCACCUUUCACUAUGGGAGACCCUUACUCCAAUUUCUUCACUGGUAGGUACAAUUUCAAUCCUCUUUUCCACCAUUUCUCUUCUUCUUCCUCUUCCUCCUCCAACCCAUCUCAUCCUCCUCAUGCCUACAAUUACUACAAUAAUUUCAACAAUUCAUCCACUCACUGUUAUUCCCCACCUCCCUCUCCUCCUCUCAGAGAAGCACUUCCCCUCCUCAGUUUAAGCCCAAUCAGGCAUGAAGAAGAAGAGCCCUCCUGUAGUGCCAUGGAAGAGGACAAGAACAAGGCCAAAGAAAACAGCUUCUAUUCUAGUCCAGUUGAUGAUGAAACUGUGACUGUUGCCCUACAUAUAGGGCUUCCUAGCCCUAGUGCUGCUGAUCUGAUCUCUAGAGUCUCUUCCUCUACUGAGAUGACAGAUAAGGAAGGAGUAGCCCUUGUUUCUGGGUAUCAACCUAAUAGACUCAACAAAGGCCAGUACUGGAUCCCUACCCCUUCUCAGAUUCUAAUUGGUCCUACCCAGUUCUCAUGUCCUGUUUGCUGCAAGACCUUCAAUAGAUACAACAACAUGCAGAUGCAUAUGUGGGGGCAUGGAUCACAGUAUAGGAAAGGGCCGGAAUCUCUAAGGGGAACCCAACCAACAGCCAUGCUUAGGCUGCCUUGCUAUUGCUGUGCACCAGGGUGCAGGAACAACAUAGAUCACCCAAGGGCAAAGCCUCUCAAGGACUUCAGAACUCUCCAAACCCAUUACAAGAGAAAGCAUGGGAUCAAGCCCUUCAUGUGUAGGAAAUGUGGUAAAGCCUUUGCAGUGAGAGGUGACUGGAGAACCCAUGAAAAGAACUGUGGGAAGCUGUGGUAUUGCAUAUGUGGAUCUGAUUUCAAGCACAAGAGAUCUCUCAAGGACCACAUCAAAGCUUUUGGACAUGGACAUGCAGCUUAUGGCAUUGACUGUUUUGAAGAAGAAGAUGAACCUGCCUCUGAAAUAGAACAAGAUGAAGAGUCUUCCCAGUGAUACAGAUGAACUGGGUUUUUUGGUGAACUAUAUUGUGGCAUUACACAGCCAUUGCUCUCUCAGUUAGAAAAAUCAAAAAAGUAGUUGGAGAGUCAUAUUUUCUGUUCUUGUUAGUAUAGCUGAUAUGACCCCAAACAGGCAAAUACAUCAUCAAUGUUAGGACCAGGUUUUCUGUAAAUCCAUUUUGCUUUCAGUUCAUGACUUCAUGUGGGUGGUUUCCAUUUUUAUCUUUUCAGCUUUUAGGUUCUAUCUUUGAGAAAUAUGGCUCUGAUGAAUUGUCAAUAUUCCUUACCCAUAGCAGCUUAAGCAGUUAAGUUGUUUUCUUUCAUUGAUUAAUGAAGAAACUGAGGCACAGUUGCAAGUACAAA